Molecule: messenger RNA, 1473 nt
Organism: Seminavis robusta
Lineage: Eukaryota; Bacillariophyta; Bacillariophyceae; Naviculales; Naviculaceae
Source: the annotation of a GenBank genome assembly
GCAGCAAAACAAGAGUCACCGAGUCAUGAUGCAUUUGCGGCCCCACAUGAGGCACACGUCCGUCAGAGUCACCAGUGCAACUUGAGCGAAGUAUCGAACCAUCCACUGCGGUCCAUUUUGUUGCAUAAAAGAAACACCAUUGCCUGGAUUUUCAUUUGGUUCACCGUGGCGAUGUAUAGUGGAGCAUGGACUGCGGAGGAGCAACGCUAUGUUACUGCUCUCAUUGAAGAGUUUCACGCUGGGAAUCUGCCGGGUGUCAAGGAAAGGACCAGCCUUAGGAAGCUGCUUGCCUCAAAGCUAGGGUGUCACGAGAAACGCAUUACCAAAAAAUAUGAAAGGACAGGCUACAAUGGACGAAAGCAAUACGUUCCAAAUGUGAUGGGUUUUUCCCGUGCAGAUUCCGAAAGGAGGCUGCAUAGACUCCAGGAACUCGAACUCAGUUUCCGGAGAAGCAGGGAGCACCUGAUCAAUCCACACGCCGCCAUUAGUGCAAUGUCCGCCGGACAAGCUCAGUCACAAGGCAUCACCGGAGCAAACCUACCCCAGCUUCAACCCCGUCAAGGCUUCGGAGUGGCUUUACCCCGAACGGGCCCCAUUGGUGCUUCGUCUGCGCUGCAGUCCCCUCCUGCGUCUGCCUAUCUUGACCGCAUGAGGAGCAUGUACAACGAACUCGUGAUUUCGCAAGCACUCACUAGAACGGGGAGUCUUCAACUUUCAUCCAAUCUUAGGGCUACUAGUUCUGCAAUACCGCAAAAUACGAUCCGUGCAGGGCUACCUCCAACAAACAACCUGGUUGAGGGAACACAACAUUUGCGGGCUCAUCACGGGGUACUUUCGAACGCAGAUAUUCUCCGGUCACUUGCUGCACCCAUGCCUUCUACCGGCGUAGCCCUGGGUCUCGCAGCUUCUGGAUUGCGCGCAACCACCACGUUGACCCCACAGCCAAUACAGCCGCGGCCGUCGUUGACCCUUCAGCCAAUACAGCCGCGGCCUUCGUUGGCCAACCAAGCAACACUGCCGCAGCCAACCAAUCCAGAUCCGCGUCGUCCUUACUCAACUGCGGAGCUCUAUCAUCCCCGUCCACCCAAGCACGCAAAGAGUGGCUGAUCCGCAGCUGGUUUUUUUUGGGUGGCGUGGUGGUGGUGGUUGUUGCCGUAAUGGCUGCAGUUAAGGGUUGCCUAUAAUAUUGGUGUUGAUGCUUGCAUCCAACAGGUACCGUGCUUUCCAGCUACUUACUACCUAGAGUGUGACCAACGUUGCUUGGAGCAUCAACAGGCUCCUAUCAUGCUUCCGAAAACGGGCAGUCCCAUGUUACCAACAAUAAAUUUGGUGCUGGGAGUGAUGAGCGAGCGACCAAUGUGCUGGUUCAUAUGUACUCAUGACAUAUAUUAUGAUUGCGUGAAGGAGAUUAAGAUGUUGAGAGUAACGGGCUCUUGCCAUGGCUAACUACGAUAGUCUCAUUGUCAUUGUUUC